CGUCAUUGACAGGAUUAGCCUCCCGAGUCCUAUAGUAGUACUCCUCUUUCUCUGCCGGCAACAUAACAACAAUCACAAUCACUUCAGUCUAACGGCAUCUCCCAUGGCCGCUUCUUCUUGUACAGUUUACCGUUUUUUUCAUCUCCGUGCCCUAUCUCCUCCCAACAGCAGUGGAAUUUUCAGUUUUCCCGGUGGUAGUAGAAGCAACAAGAGCUUUUCAGCGUUGCGCUUUUCAGCAAAAGCAGCAAAGAGUGACAGCGGCGCAAAUGUGAGUAGUGAUAAAAGGAAAGAAGAGAAACAACAAGAGUUGGAAGAAGAGGAGGUAGAAGAGGAGCUUCCAUGGAUACAGGAGAAAGCAUUGGACCUGGUUGAAUUCACCGGUUCUGUGACUCAGGCUCUUCCUGGGCCCAGGGUCGGCCAGACCUCCUUCCCAUGGAUUUUAACGGUUCCCUUGGCUUACUUUGGUAUUACUUUUGUCAUUGCCUUCGUCAAAACCGUCCGCAAGUUCAAUUCCCCUCGGGAGAAGCGCCGUAAAUUGGUCAACAAAAAUGCUGUGUUAUGCAAGUUAAUCGAUGAAUUAUUUGAGAAAGGAAAAGACAAUGUUGAGCCUGCUAGUUUGAAGGGACUGGCACAAAAGGUAGGUUUUGAUAUGGAGGAGAUUUUCCGAAAAUAUAUUCGGUACUCCUUGAAUGAGAAGCCAUUUAGCCCGGAUUUAGUAGCAGAUUUAAUUCAGUUGAGGAAAGCAUCAAUGCUGACUGAUUCUGAAGUAGCUGUAGUACUGAACGAAAUUUCACGUCGAAUUGUUCAAGACAAAGGUCCAGUGGUUAUGGAUGUAUCAGGCUAUUCUGAGAAGGGUUUGAAGAGAAAAUUUGCUGUGCAAGCUCUUUUUGGGAAGAUUUAUUAUCUCUCUGAGCUUCCAGAAUUCUGCUCAAGGGAUAGCUCCUUAACUGUUAAGGAAAUAUUUGGAGUGGCAGAUGAGGAUGCUGAAAAGCUUCGUUUACAUACCAUCCCAGAAGCUGGGAACAUGGAUUCACUUGAGAGGAUGGUGAAUGAGUCAGAUUCAGAAGUUUGGGGUGAUGAAUCUGCUAAUGUUUCCUGAUUCACAUCUCUUGAGUGUAGGGCAGUUGUUGGUUGGGAACAUUGUGGAAAGUAAUACAAAACUAUGAUGAGAUAACUCACUAUAACCUAGACAUCCUUUGCAGGGCCCAAGUCAUCAUCCCUAACAGCGGAUAAAGAGAAGUCAUAACUCCAAAACUGCAGCUAUAACCAAACCACCACGCGUCUUGUGAAAUUUAGUCUAGAAUUGCUUCAAUUUUGUGCCCAGACCACUUUUGAUACAAAAUGCUUGGUGUUUGUUGAAUGUGUUUGUUCGAGGUAAACCUGUGUAUUUCAGUA
Nicotiana tabacum (common tobacco) is the source of this 1395-nucleotide messenger RNA. RefSeq lists its product as uncharacterized. Lineage: Eukaryota; Viridiplantae; Streptophyta; Magnoliopsida; Solanales; Solanaceae. Gene Ontology annotation, cellular component: chloroplast thylakoid membrane; chloroplast envelope. The record is from RefSeq and is a predicted model, not a curated record.